Messenger RNA from Coregonus sp. 'balchen', 7897 nucleotides. Lineage: Eukaryota; Metazoa; Chordata; Actinopteri; Salmoniformes; Salmonidae. The record is from the annotation of a GenBank genome assembly.
AUGAAUGACGUAGAAUUCAAGCGACAUACACACGUGUGGAAGCCUGGUGGAAGCAGUAGAGACGAGAUGGCUACCACCGACAGGCUGCAGUUCCAUGAAAUGGGCUUAGACGAUCGCAUUUUAAAGGUAGAUGUUAUUCUCUCCUAUGAAAAUAUGAGGAUAAAUUAAUUGUUGAACUGCAUUACCUCAAUUGUGAUAUAAAACUGACAGAACCAUACGUCAGUAGACACGGAACGCUGCUAAGAUAGCUAACCUACCUCGCUAAUGUUAGCUAACUGUUAGCUAGCAUGUGAAAGUGUUUACUUUGGUGUCAAUCUGUCUGGAUAUUAACUUAUUCAAGAUUAAAUGGGACGUAUAAUUGACCUAGUUAGCUAUGUAACUAAGUUAGUUCGAUAUGUAGCUAGUUAUCUAGAUGUUAUUUAAAUAAUCACAUUCAAUAAAUUGUCAUGAUGAAUAUUUCAGAAAUAAACGAAUGAGAUUAUAUAACGUCACUUGUGCUGAUAUGAUUUCGUAGCUAGUAAGCUAACCAACACACUUAUUUUUUCACACACCUAGGCGCUGGCGGACUUGGGCUGGGCUCAGCCCACAUUGAUCCAGGAGAAAGCCAUCCCUCUGGCUCUGGAAGGCAAGGACCUUCUAGCCCGCGCCAGGACUGGCUCAGGGAAAACAGCUGCUUAUGCCGUGCCAGUCAUCCAGCGCAUCUUGACAUCCAAACAAGUGAGAAGUAGUAGUAGCAGCAAAGGCCAUAUCAAGGGGCUUAUAACAUUAGACCAGAGGUGUCAAACUCAUUGGAUGGAGGGUGGUGUGUCUGUCUAAACAUCACUGUUACCAUGGUUACUCCAUGGCUAUCAGUCUGAAAGAAGCCGUAAAAAAAAUAUGUAAUAGUUUCUAUAAACCAGAAUGUUGAAUACAAUUAUAUUUAAAUGUACUUUACUGGUUGUCUGUGCUGUUGGUAAAUUUUUAUCCACAGGAAAGUGUUGUUUACCUAACUUUUUGCAGUGCCUGUAGGUUCUUGCUUGUAUUUACAAUCUCCUGACACGUUUCACUUGACGCACAAUAACUGCAUGUAACUGAACGUUGUUGACCAAAGCGCGUUCCUUUGCAAUCAUCUGGAGGUGCUUGUGAAAUUUGCCAGCUGAUUGCAUGGGACAACAUUUGGUCUGUGCUUCAGUUAAACUUGGCAAUCGUUGACAUAUUGUGCAAGUCAAGUGCAAAUUGCGUUUGCAUUGAAAAUACAAACCGGAAAUACAAACUGAUAUACAGACUAGCAUACUGAAAGUAGUGUUAAUAACACUACUCUCUGGAUAUUUUGUCUCAAAUUACCUCCUACAUAAGGACAAAAUCAGAGAACAACAGGUCAUGUACGUUCAAAUGAAGUCUGACUUGUUAUGGGACUGUUCACAAAAAGUGAGCCUACACGUUAGAGUUUUCCACUCUCGGAUUCAUAGAGGCGGGAGUGUCCAAUUAAGACCUGAACAACCAGGUGAGUGGAGUUCCUAUCUAACCAGUGACCUUAAUUUAUCAAUCUUUGAUCAAUCAAGUACAAGGGAGGAGUGGAAACCCAAAGACACUCUGAGUUGGCCCUCCAUGGAAUGAGUUUGACACCUGUGCGUUAGACCAUCUCUGGUAGUAGUGGCAUAGCCCUUCAAUUGGGCUAAGACUAAGCAGUAGUAAUCUUAGUAGUAGGUGAUGUAGCGAGGGGAACAGCUUGAACCUUGCGUGUGUGUGUGUUCUCUCCAGAAUGUCCGUGAGCAGGCAGUGAGAGCGUUGAUCCUGGUUCCUACCAAGGAGCUGGGGCAGCAGGUACAGGCCAUGAUCCGCCAGCUGACUGCCUACUGUGCCAGGGACGUAAGGGUGGCAGACAUCUCCGGCAAGGCUGACCUGUCUGCCCAGAGGUCAGUUUGCUCAACUGUCAUCAUCUAACAUAUAUUGUUACAGAAUACAUUGUUCUGGUCUGCGUAUUAAAGCCUGGGAAGAAGGAUGUGUUUUCUUUAUGCUUGUGUGUGUGCCUGCACCUACUAAUAAGUGUGUGUGUAUCAAUACAGGCCCAUCCUGAUGGAGAAGCCAGACGUGGUAGUGGGGACCCCCUCUAGGGUGCUGGCCCACCUCAGUGCCCAGAGCCUAGACCUGCAGGCCUCCCUGGAGACCCUGGUCAUAGAUGAGGCUGACCUGCUCUUCUCCUUCGGCUUUGAGGCCGACCUCAAGAGCCUGCUGUGGUAAGACGGCGAGACGUACACACACUGGUAGUGUCACUAAUCUAUAAUGGACUAUAAUGGAGUAGUGUGAGUGGUUAUGUUGAAAUGUGCUAGGUUUCCAUCCAAUUGGCGAAAUAUUUAUGUCAAUAUUCUAAAAUCAAUAUGCUCAUUUUCCCACCAUAGAUGUUUCCAUUAAAUUGACUUGUUGCGGAUAAAAGGCUGUGCGUGAUGACGUAGUGCACAUAAAAAUAACUUUUCCGGUUAAAUUCCCUUGUACCGACCAAAACAUACAAGUUACAUGGCUAUCCAUGGCAUUUUUAACUCUACUGAUGGUUUUGUCACAACACAUGUUGCAUUGUAUAGCAAAUGUACCCACUCUGGUCUUGGCAGGUGCGCUCUAGCCAAUAGCUUGCACAUACAGUGGGGGUAGGCUACCUACAUGAUGAGAUUAUUAUGGAUAAGAGCUAGAUUAUUUGUAUUUGUCAAAUGGCAGCCAAUCAUGCCAUCAGAAUAACACCGUCAAUAUUAAUUUGAAAGGAGCAUCAACCUUAUCACCGUGCACUUUCACCACCCUGUGAAGUUCAUCAUAAAUUAUUUAAUCUGUAGCCUAAUAAACUGCAUGCUGUCCCGAGUCGUAGUGGGAAGACCACACACCAUAUCAUUGCGUGACUCCGAGUUAACUUCGAUAUGAUGGUUAUUAUAUCAAUAUUUGCGCAUAAAUGGGUUUCCAUUGCAAUUUCUCGCAUAAUUAUUUUUACAGAAACAAAAAGAUCCCGCCUAGCCUAGGGUAAUUUUGUUUUGUCGCCAUUUGGAAAGUUGACAAAUGUCCUGUUUCCAUCAGGCCGGUCGUGACAUUGACUUUACUUGCUUAAAAAGGUUGGAUGGAAACCUGGUUAGAGGGAGUGUCCCUUUCCCAUGUACCUUUUUGUAAAUUUGUGUGUGUCAUUCCGUCAGCCACCUGCCAAAGAUCUACCAGUCCUUCCUGAUGUCAGCUACUCUCAGUGAGGAUGUUCAGGCCCUGAAGGAGCUGCUGCUGCACAAUCCUGUAAGACACACACAAGAGUAGUGCUCUUUUUAGUUUUCCUUUUCAAACCAUUUUUCUACAGUGUGCCCUACUGAACACAGCCCUGCUUUAAUAGUAUAUUUUCUGUAGGAAUUCCUCUCAUACAGUAUGUGUGUGUCCUAGGUGAUUCUAAAGCUGCAGGGCUCCCAGCUGCCAGACAGCUCCCAGCUGCAGCAGUACAGUGUUCAGUGUGAGGAGGAGGAAAAGUUCCUGCUCAUCUACACCCUGUUGAAACUGCGCCUGGUUCAGGGCAAGACCCUGGUGUUUGUUGGGGCAGUGGAAAGGUGCUACAGACUCAAACUGUUCCUGGAACAGUUCAGCAUCCCUGCCUGUGUACUCAACUCUGAGCUGCCUGUCCACUCCAGGUGAGGAGAGAGGGUGGGAAGGAAGGAUGUGGGUGUUGAUGGAUAAAUAGAUGGAUGUCAAUCAAAAUCUGAACACUCUUUCUUUGUCCUGCUCUCUCUCCCUCUCCUCAGAUGUCACAUCAUCACCCAGUUUAACCAGGGGUUCUAUGAUUACAUCAUCGCCACAGACGAGCAGGUAUUGGCUGAUCCCACCACCUCAGCGCAGGCCGCCGAGGGGAAAGGGAAGAAGAAGAAGAAGAAGAAGAAGAAGAAUGCAGGGUAAGCAGGGAGGUAUGGGAUACUGCAGCAUACAAUUUAGUCAUUUAGCAUUUGGUCAUUUUAGAUACUUAUCCAGUUGAAAUGAUACUGUUUGUGCCCAGUUGGACUGAAGCUGUUCAUUGUAGCAGAGAAGGAGCCACUCAGUUAGGAAGCUGUUCUUCAACUCUGCAAUAAUGCAGGGGUGUAAUCAUUACUGCACACCGUAGCAAAAUGUUUCGCAAUGGAAAACGUUUUGCAACGAAAACAAAGAGUUUCUAUUGGACAAAUUCAGUUAGGUCCCUCCCCAUUUGGUUUGGUUCAUAGUUAAUACACCCCAGGUGAUGGUACAAUGACCCUUGACCUCACUCCUGACCCCCACAGAGUCAAAGACAAGGAGUACGGCGUCUCCAGAGGAAUCGACUUCCAGAAUGUCUCCAACGUCAUCAACUUUGACUUCCCCACCACCGUGGAGUCCUACAUCCACCGCGUUGGACGGUCAGUGUCAACAUAACAGAAUACCAUUUUAUUGCCAGUUGAAGAUGGAAACAAGCCUUGGGCUGCACCUCUAAAAAUAACACCGGAAGGUUGCAUCUCAAAUCACACCCUAUUCCUCCUGUAGUGCACUACUUUUGACCAGAGCUCUAGAAGAGGGUGUCAUUAGAAAUUUGCCCCUGAGCUCUCGGCUCAAAGGAUAAAGCUCAACAAUUCAACCUCUCCUUCUUCUUCUGUAGAACGGCACGAGCAGACAACCCAGGCACCGCUCUCACCUUCAUCUCACACACAGAGCUCCCCCUACUGGCAGAGGUGGAGGAUGCACUCAGAGGAGGUACGCUGAGGCACUGUUUGUUUCUAUCUGAUGUAGUCUGUGUUUGUGACAGACCUAUUCUCUGUGUGGAUGUAAUGGUAGUCUCUGUGUGUUUCAGAUAACGCUGAGUGUGCUCUGAAGCCGUACGGGUUUAAGAUGGAGGAGAUCGAGGGCUUCAGAUACCGCUGUCGGGUACGUUCAGUACACCUGUGAUGUUAUAGCACACCUGUUCACCUCUCACUAGAGGGCUGCGGGUCCCAACAGAGAUCGUUGCGGCGCGGUCGGGAUUUUUCAUUCUGCGGUUGGGAGCAGGCGGUCAGACAGACAACUUUGGAAACGGUCGUCUUUCUGCUUUGUAUGAGAUAGCCUACCUAUUGUAUUACAAGCACAUUUUUGUAGCAUUAUUCGCACACACUCAGAAUUCGCUGCUUAGGUUAUGUAGCCUUCCUCUCCUAGUUGGGCGUGCGAGAUCAAGUGCGCCUAGUAUAUGUGUGGUCUCAAUGAAAGAGAGUAGGCUUCCAUUUGCAUGGGUGGAGAAUCACGUGGCAGUUAUCUUUCCAAGGAAAUGUCGUUAAAUAUGAUUAGACUGUAGUUUACUACAGUGUCUGUAAAUAAAUAUUGAUAAUGGAAAGAAGUGGAGGGUGCUCAACCAACGUGAGUGGAGGUGCAAUCCAAAAAUUGCAUAAUGGAAAAGGCGCAACACGUGCAUAUAGGAUACCAUGGUGAGCGACGCACCUUUUCAUUUUCAUACAAAUGACCCAUUUGUCUCUGCCUGCAAAUCGUCCUCCUAAAAGUUAGCCUAUAACCUAGAGGACUAUGCAAAACGUAGCAAGUGUCGCUGUCAUCAUUAUUGCUGCUUCCAGUUCAGUAGCUGCGAGAUCAGGUGCGCGUGAGGUCUCAAUUAAAUAGAGUACCGUAAUUUUCGGACUAUAAGCCCGCUUUUUUCCAAUUUUUCGACCCUGCGGCUUAUAUAACGGUGCGGCUAAUCUAUGGAUUUUUACAGCUAACGGCCACUAGAAGACCUCCUAAAUCUAUGGAUUUUACAGGUUACAGUCCACCAACUUUAACUCUAUGGGCUCUAUGACCGGUCCGCGCCCCCCACCUUUAAGCGGCGGGCUCCAGCAGGAAAAGCUGGAGGCCGGAAAAGAGUGAGACAGGUAGCGCGUAAAAGUGGAACCGAGAGUGGUACGAGAGACAGAACGAGAGCAAGACAGACAGACAUUACGAGAGCGAGACAGUUUGUCUCUUUCCCGACAAUCCCCUCUGUGCACGAACCCUUACAUAUGGUAAUUAAACAUUAAAACACCUGCGGUUUAUAGUCCAGUGCGGCUUAUAUAUGGACACAUCAUUCAAUUUAGCUGCUGCGGCUUAUACUCCGGUGCGCCUUAUAGUGCGGAAAAUACGGUAGACUAUAGCCUAUGGAUGGGCGGAGAAGCACGGAGCAGUUAUCUUUCCAAGGAAGUGUACUUCCUAAAUAUGAUUAGGCUAUAGUUUAAUACAUUGCCUAGAAAUAAAUAUUGAUCACCCAUAUUUGUCUCCGUCUGAUAAUCGUCCUGCUCCUAAAAGGUAGGCUAUAAAACGUAGCUCAAGAGAAAGUGCAAGUCUCCAACUCUGCUCUCUCCAAACAAUGUCUAGCCUAAUGGCUGAUAUAGCCCAGUAAUACCGAUAGCCUAAUAUACUGGGCCAUGUGAGAAUGUCUGGUAAUUUAACCUAUUACUUAAGUUAUUUUAGUGCAUUUUGAUAUUGCCUAUAGUACGCAAAAUUGCAGUGACCAUGGCUGGCGAGUGAGCUGCGUCACAUUACCCUAAAAUAACAUUGCGGGACUGCGGUUGGGUUCGGGACCAGUUCUUGACGGUAGCGGGUGGGAGUCGGACAGAAAGACAGCGGGUGUGGGCAGGUGCGGUAUGAAAAGCUGUGGGCGGGAGCUGGAUGAAUAAAUCAGUCCCGCGCAGACCUCUACUUCACACCAGGUAGUAUAUGAGUUUGGAUUUUGUAUGAAUAAAUGUGUGUGUUUGUAGGAUGCCAUGCGGUCGGUAACUAAGCAGGCGGUGAGGGAGGCCAGACUGAAAGAGAUCAAACAGGAGCUGCUCAACUCAGAGAAACUCAAGGUGAGUGGGCUUCUCUCUCUCUCCUUCUCCACUUUCUGGUUCUCUUCCUUUUCCAUGGCACUGAUUGGUCAGUUGUUCUGUCACUCAGACGUACUUUGAGGACAACCCCCGAGACCUGCAGCUGCUGAGGCAUGAUAAAGACCUGCACCCUGCUGUCAUCAAACCACACCUGAAGAACGUACCAGAAUACCUCAGUAAGACACACACACACUGCUUAGUGACCUCUCUCUUAUCAAUAAUGGUUUUCAACCUUACACUCAGAUUAUGGUAAAUGUAAACAAUUUCUCAUUGGCCGUUUCAGUCCCUCCGACGCUGAGGGGAGUGGCCAACCCAAUGUCCGGCAGGAAGAGGAGGAGGAGAGAGAAGCCCAAACCUGAUGGCGUCGUCAAGACAACCUUCAAGGUAAGUCUCCUUCCUAACUAACCCUAGCAUAAGCCCUAGCCCUAACCCUAACCUAGCUCAACAAGGACCACACUGGGGAGUAGCAAACAGCUUGCAGACAUUCCAUUAGCUUUUUUCCCCAUUAUUUCCUUCACACUGGGAGCAGCAAACAAUAAGCAAGCAUUUAUAUUCAAAACUGGAAUGGAUACUCUGGUCCAUCUAAACCCAUCUCAUCCCAUCCUUUUCUUCCUAGAAGGACUUCCGAGGCAAGAACCCCUUGAAGAGUUUCCGCUACACUGGGGGGAGGAGCCGGGGGGGCAAAGCUGGCAAAUCCUAGGCCUCCAUGUCAACGUCCACCAAUCAGACUGCUGUGCACAGCUAGCCUAUGACAUCACCAGUUUCCAGAUCAGUUCAGAUGGAGAGGAGACAAACUGAGGAAGCCACUGUAGACUACUGAGAUGCAGCCGGAGUGUCCAACAACAGGGUGGUAUUCACUAGACCCCAAAUGGAAGAGAACUGACUGACACGGGGCGGGACUGCCUGAACUUUUCCAAUAAGAAACGCUUAUUUGAGUUUUGCUACGUCUUGAAACGGUGUGCACUAAUGAAUACAACCCAGGUUUGAGGAACCUACCAGCAGCACCAUUACUCCUCUAUCAGUGAACCAACAUCUGAGUUUCCAUUGUCUGAUUAGAAAACAUUCUGUGAACUCAACAUAAUGUGCCUUCCCUCAACACAACAGAU